UGCGAGUUCAAUUGAGAAAUCCGGAGCAAAAGUCGCAGAUGGAUGGGCGCGGCAAGAUGGCGAUUGGUGGAUGCGGGCUGAAUGGUGUCGGUACUAUGACGUAUGCACUUUUGCAAUCUCGGGAUCAGUAUGACACUGCUUUGACGAUUGACAGACACUAAAGGGCACGGAUCGGGGAGCUUGUGUGGAGGCGAAUCGAAUUGUAGGAGGCUGUAUCUUUUGGACUUUUCACUUUCUCUUUUUUAAUUUCUUAAUUCCUUCAAUUUGAAGCUUUUCGACAGUAAUAGUUCAUGGGGUAGCUACUGGUUCAAGAAAGCCUCAUUCGUCCAUCUUUCCAUCUGUUGUUUACUAUGCCCUUGUUUACCACUCCUAGAAUGGACGACGACGAUGAGCAAGACAUUCGCCCAGAGGAUCGCAUUGACAAUGCGGAAGGUGAGCGGCCGCCAGACGAAUACACUCGGCUGCUGCCCAACCGCGUCAACUCCAAUAGGGACUUCCUCGCCCCUGAUGAUCCUGCAGUGUCGCCGUAUAACCUCUUCAGCAUUCGCAUGCUCCGCUAUCUGACAUUGUUCUUCACGGCACUGACGUUCUUGUGGUGGGUGAUUCUGCUUGUGUCUGCAUUUGCGACGGCUCCUGGGUUCCACACAAAGGGGAGUGGCUUCUUUGCGUUUGGCUAUACGAGCUUGACACUGGCCAUCCUGUUUUCCACCUUGCUAUUCUUUGGGGUGCCUUCCAAAGCAGUGAGGAUACUCGGAAUUGUAAUUGCCGUUUUUCUCACGCUCGAUAUGAUUCUUCUCCUAUCAGUCCAGAAGACCAGGUACGAGGAGGGCUGGGUAGGAAUUGUUAGCGUCAUAUGGGCGCUGCUCAUGAGUAUAUGGGCCGUGGUUGCGGACAGAACUGUUAAAUGGGGCAAGGCCGAGGAAGAAGAGAGAUUGACCGGCCGUCCUGAAACAAGAAGAACACUCUCAGAAUGGCUCGAGGUCCUGGUCUCAACCAUUGGCAACUCUGUCAUGGUGGUGGCCGUUGUCCUGAUAACGCUAAACAUCAUCCUCCGAGCUCUCGAUGCAAGAGUUGCACCACCCGGCAAGCUGUACUGGGUCGACGAUAACAAAUAUCGCAUCCACCUGUACUGCCAUGGGAACAAGACGGACGAGAACGGCAAAAAAGUCACUACCGUCUUCUUCGAGGGAGGCGAGUGGCCCGUCGAGUACGGCCUAUGGGAUUUCGCAGACAAUGCGGUCAAGAACGGGUCCAUUUCUCGCUAUUGCUUCGCAGACCGGCCAGGGCUGGCUUGGUCUGAUACCGCCCCGUCGCCGUCAUCCGCCGGCUUCGUGGUGGACGCCUUGAGCGAGGCCCUGGCCAAAGCAGGAGAGGGAGGGCCCUGGGUUCUUGCUAGCGCGGGCAUCGGCUCCUUGUACUCGCGAGUGUUUUCAGCCCGCCACAGUCACGACGUUCGGGGCCUGCUGUUGAUCGACCCCCUGCACGAAGAUCUGCUGGGCCCCGGCGCAGCGCCAGGCCGAGGCUUCUGGCUGUGGUUGCGAGGCGCCAUCUCGCCGCUUGGGCUGGAUCGCAUUCCGGGCGCGCUGUUUAAAGGACGCUCCAGCCGCGACCGUAUCUAUGGCCGAUCCGCUCCGCAGACGGGCAAGUUCAUCUUUGCCAAGCUGCAGGAGAGCUUGGUGCUCAACUCCUUCACCAAGCGCGACGUCGACAGCAGCAGGCAGAUCCAGGAAAAGGACACGCCGCUGACCGUGAUUAGCUCGGGGCUCAAGAUCAAGAACGACGAUAAUUGGGCGAGCAAGCAGAAGGACCUGACGGGGCUGACUGAUAAGCUUCUGCAUUGGGAUAUCGUGGACGAGGCACCCCACGAAGUGUGGCGGACUCUGGAGGGGCGCGAGAAGAUUGAAAAGAGGCUGAAAAAGAUGGUCUAAAAAUAAGUGGCCAGGGGGGGCUUGAAAGGAAAAAGGCGAAUACGGGAGUUUUCUUCGAGCGCGUGGACGCAGGUACGGUAUUACAGCGCAGCACAAGAAUCUGCCUGACCGUACUGACCUGUCCAAGGUGGCACCAAUCGCUCGAUUGAUACCGCCAUGUAGGACUUGAUUGUUGGCGUCCAUCUUAUUGAUGGGUUUACUUUUCCUGUUGCUGGGGUGAAGCUUGAGGGAGGAAAGCAAUGAACGAUGGAUUUAGCUGCGGCGCAAACCUACGUCUGUAGUAGGUAUGAAUUUGGAUAGUGUUUGAAUGAGAAAUAGCAUUGAUACCUUUACCUAACCUUUCAAUUCUCACAGAGGUCGUGCUGUCCAGACCCCG
Molecule: messenger RNA, 2304 nt
Organism: Trichoderma harzianum CBS 226.95
Lineage: Eukaryota; Fungi; Ascomycota; Sordariomycetes; Hypocreales; Hypocreaceae
Exons: 2
Coding region: 351-1928 (525 amino acids)
Source: RefSeq, a predicted model, not a curated record